AUGGAAUAUUAUAUAUUACCUGAACCACAACCGAUUAUUAUUAUUAACCCGGCACCGUCUAACCCACUACCUAAUCCUCCAAAUACCCCUGAACAAACUCCUAAAACAGAUGAAAACCCAUCUGAUUCAAAUAAACCAGAAAAUAAUAAACCUGAUGAUAAAAAUCAAAAACCUAAUGAUGAUAAAACUCAAAAACCAAAUGAUACACAACCAAUUGUCAUUUUACCACCUACUCAAUAUUUUUUCAUACCGACCAACUGGACAUAUUUAAAUCCUUACACAUGGUGUAAUAUCUUAUAA
This is a messenger RNA of Scutellospora calospora, 300 nucleotides long. NCBI's taxonomy places the organism in Eukaryota, Fungi, Glomeromycota, Glomeromycetes, Diversisporales, Gigasporaceae. The record is from the annotation of a GenBank genome assembly.